UCACACACACACUCUGCCUCCUCACACACACACUCUGCAUCCUCACACACACACUCUGCCUCCUCACACACACACUCUACGUCCUCACACACACACUCGGCCUCCUCUGGAAACGGUGUAUCUGGGAAACAGCAGCGUAACAACACAGCAGCUCUUCAAUGACUUGCACAUGUCUGAGUGGACCAACACACAGUUUAAAACCCUUUCCCUCGACUUCACACACUUCCACAGAGAGUCCGGUUUGUUUGUGUGUGUUUCCAUCAAACUGGAGUGGGUACGCUCACAGAGACUCGCCUCCUUCCUCUCCAUCCUUCCUUUCCUCAUCCCUUCUCCUCACUCUGGACCCGACCUGCAGGCAGCACUCACGGUGCUUCUCCUGGUCUCCGCUCUCCUCAUGUUGUUCGGGGGGUUUUGGUCGAUGUUUACUGAGCGCUCCCAGUACUUUCGAAGGUUCAGAAACUGGUUCCAGCUCCUCCUGGCUUUGUUGUCUCUAACAACCUCAAUCCUGCAGCUCUGCUUCCUGUCUCAGGCAUCUAACUGUGUUUCUGAGCUCCGAUCCGAUCCCGACAGCUUCGUGGACUUCCUGCCGGCGGCCCUGCUGUCAGAGAGGAGUUCUCAGAGUGCCGCUGUCCUGCUCACGCUGCUGCUUCUGAAGCUGCUGGGCUCCCUGAGGUUUGUGCGGAGGUGGGGGGUUCUGGUUCAGGUUCUGCAGGGGUCCUGGAGGGAGAUUUGGGCUCUGAUGGUCCUGAUGAUGCUGCUGCUGAUGAUCUGCACUCACCUCGGAAACACGCUCUUCUCCCGCUCAGUGGAGGGUUUCCUGUCUCUUCAUCAGUCCGGGGUCUCCGUGUUGUCCAUGCUGCGGGGCCGGGCCUCUAUGAGGACGCUCUGCAGGAUUCACCCGGUCCUGGGACCCCUCUAUGGGCUGCUGAUAGUGGGGGGAGGGGUCUGGAUACUGGCCCGAAUCUGUGGAGCUGUUCUUAUCCUCGCAUACAGGGUGGAGAGAGCUCAGCUGUACCGCCCCACCUUUGAGCCUCAGGACUACGAGAUGGUGGAGUUCUUCAUCAAGAGACUCAGACUGUGGAUGGGACUCUCCAAAACUAAAGAGUUUCGUCACAGCGUGAAGUUUGAAGGUAUGGACGCUCCUCCUUCCCGAUCCUCGCAGGAAUCCCAUCUCUCUUCCCGCUCUCCUUCCCUCUCCUCCUCCUCUUCCUCCUCCUCCUCUUCCUCCUCCCCUCGUCCUCCAUCUUCUUCUCUUUCUCUGAGGUCUGAGGACUCGUUCGAUGUUCAGCCUCACUUGGACCGCCUGCUUCCCUGCGUCACAUCGCUUCUCUCUCGCUUCGAUCAGAUCAACCAGAUCACGGACGACGUCCACGACCUGGAGGUCAAACUGGAAGAAGCUCAGGUGAGAAGAAGGAAGAUCAGUGAGGAGGGGAAACGUGCAGAUAAACCCAAGGAAGUGAAGGAAGUGAGACACAGGAAGAUCGGUCUCCUUCACCCCAAAGUCUCGCUUCCUUCCUCGUUCUUCGUCACUUCUUCUUCCUCCUCCUCCAGCAGACUUCCCCGUGCACGAAGCACCUUCUCAGAGUCCGAAUCAGCUCCAUAUCAUCCUCGUGAAUCCUGUAAAAGCCACAAUGCACUCUGUGGUUUGAAUCCCGCAGCUUCUCCGGGGGAUGGACGGACCCCACGGAGAAGAGCUUGGCAUUCUGGGAGUUCUCAUUCGGCCGAUGCAGCGCAGAGGAUCCUUCAGACGCAAGGGGGUGUUGCUCUGAGUGGAAAUGGAGGGAAAUACUUGGGAUUCACAGACAGACCGAGGAGUGAAGAAGGGGUGAGACGGAAAAUCAGUGUGGGAGUCCCGGUGAAGAGGAAGGCGUGGAUUGAACAGGAUUAACGCUGAGAUUAAGACGAUAAGAGACGAGGUUGAUCUGAUCUCUCCUCCUUUCCUCUCCUCCUUUCCUCUCAUCUUCUCUUUAUGCAGCCCCAACAACAGCCUCUGCUCAUCAACAGACUUCAUGCAAUGCUUCAUCGGAUGCAUAUAUUAGAUAAUAAUCUCUAUAUCACUCCUAACAUCUAAAUCUACUUCCAGCAUGGAUAAAUGUUCAUAACAUGCAUCCAUUGUUUGUUCUAUAUGCUUCUUGACAUCCUAAAAUACACAGUUUUUCUAGAACAGAUUACAAAUCGAAAGUGAAACUUAAGCUCGCUCCAUUGCGGAGAUAUUCCCGCGAGAGUGUGAAAAACUUUGAUUAAAUAAUUAAUUCACUGAGCUACUUUCCAUCCGCAGUCCCUCACAUUAAACAUUAAGAAAAUGAAUGAAAAUUACAAACAUAGCAGUACAAAUACAUAAAAUGCAAGAGUAAGAGCAGAAUAUACAAGUAUUUAGGACAUGGUAAUACAAUAUAUAGCAGCAUCGAUACAUAAAGUGCAAGAGAGGAUACCCCUGUAUUAAAGUACAUUUAAUAUCAGCUCCGUUGUUCCCCCGUUUUUAGAGAUGUGGGCACGGACGAAAAAGAGAGAGGGUUUUAUUAUCCCUGACACACCGGGGACACACAUUGAUGCAUAAAAGACAUCAAAAAGUGCAUUUUGAAUGAUCAAGUUGAGGUGUUUUAACCACAAAUGCUCAGAGUGGUUGCACGAACGUUGGGUUUGCAUCGCUUUUUUCUCCAUCCCAUGCAACAGCUAUGACCUUCCUCAUCAUUAAAACUAUUGAAAACAGACACAGAAAAACCUGCUUUGUGGACACACGCCUUUACAUGGAAUGGAGAUUACUGCCUAUAGCAACAGUAGGGUAAUAAAGUGUCCGUCUCUUUUUGAUUUGUCACUACUAAUGCACGUGGAAAAGGAGAUUCCUGCACGCUUGCACACGAGACAGUUAUCAAACACAUCCUUCAAACUAACUUGCUUUCCUUCGUUUCUAAGAUCUGAGGGUUUCCUUUGUAUAGAAUAUGGAGUUUCUAUUCAAUGCACUCACCUGUAUAAUAAGUAAUGGAUGUUUAAGGUAUUGUUGAAACCACAGUAGUUAUUUAAGCCUGUUGAUAAAACACACAAGGCGUCAGAUCCUCAUACUGUGAGUGAAGAAAGAGACAAUAGGUUUAUUUGAGUUACUUUAUACGUGUUUACUGUUAUCUUUGUACAUAUGACUGUCUGUUACUACAUGUUAUACCUAUAUACCUUUACUUUUGUAAGAGAUAUUAACGAUGUUUAAUUCUAAAGACAAAUAAAAUUUCAUUUCCUAGAAUAUUGUAUCUGUUUGAAUAGUAAUUCACUGUUCUUUAAUAACCGCAGAGUGUGCAGCAAUGUGUU
Molecule: messenger RNA, 3297 nt
Organism: Gymnodraco acuticeps
Lineage: Eukaryota; Metazoa; Chordata; Actinopteri; Perciformes; Bathydraconidae
Product: polycystin-1-like
Exons: 8
Coding region: 170-1888 (572 amino acids)
Source: RefSeq, a predicted model, not a curated record